AUGUCCUUUUCUCCGACACUGCAAACACCCGCCGCGCCGAAGCCCGCCCCCGCUGUGCUCAAUUUUACCAAACAUACCAACAAGCGUUGGCCCCCAAUGGCCGACCGUUCUGCAUUGCCCUAUAAGCUCACCGUCAUCUCCAAGGAGAAGCUUGCUCGAGAGGCCACUGCCCCCGAUCCCAACCUUCGCCGAUGUGUGGCACACUUCCGCCUUCACUGUGGAUCCGUCCUCUGGACGGAAAACGACAUGAAGUCGCGGAUCAGUUCGUUCGACUUUGAGGAAACCGACGAGGAAGACAAUGAGGAGGAUGAGGACGAUCUGCCAGAAAUCCAAAUCCCCCCGCGAGGUCGCAAUGGGUUCGUCCGCGUCGAAAUGACCGAGUCUCCCCUCGACACCAAAGUCCUCGACACAUACUCGGCUCCAUCACCCCCCGAUCAUGGCUUAUUCUCCAACGACGGCCACUGUGUCGAGACGGUCUCGAAAAAUAACCUGUGUUGCUUCGCCGUCUCUGCCAUGGCUGCGUGA
This is a messenger RNA of Penicillium oxalicum, 525 nucleotides long. RefSeq lists its product as uncharacterized. NCBI's taxonomy places the organism in Eukaryota, Fungi, Ascomycota, Eurotiomycetes, Eurotiales, Aspergillaceae. The record is from RefSeq and is a predicted model, not a curated record. Bases 1 to 525 code for a protein of 174 amino acids. The transcript has a single exon.